AUGGGCAGUCUGGCAAACGUGUCAGCGGUCGCUACCCGGGGAAGUUGCUCUGCUGACGAAUGGACAGAGUCUUACGUCAUCAUAUACAGUGAAAAUGGCGUUGAUUGGUCGAUUUAUCAAGAAUUUGGUAGAAAUAAGAUAUUCGUUGGUAACAGUGAUGGUACUGGUGUGGUAACCAAUCGCCUCAAUUCUCCAGUUGUUGCCAGGUUUGUGAGAAUUUCACCCAGAACUUGGCAUGGAAAUGCUGCCUUACGUGUUGAGCUGUUCAGCUGUCAAACAUCGACUCCAACUUGGUCUGUGGCUAAGCCACGAAGUUGUUUGGAUCAUGCAAGAAACGGUUUAAAAACCAACGGUUACUACAAUAUUUAUGACGCCAGCUCCAAUCUCAUCACCGUUUACUGUGAUAUGACGUCAGAGGCAGGAAAAGCCUGGACACUAGUCAUGUCCUGGGCUACAAGGAAUAAAGACAUGACAGAAUUUCGAAGCACAUUUUUAUCUGUGGACGCCCCAGUCGAUCCAGGUUUCCUAAACUGGAACAAAUACCGAAUGAGUUUGGGCAUGAUGAAUGAUCUUAGUGCCCAGUCUACUCAUUGGCGAGCAACCUGCAGUUUCCCAACCCAUGGCGUUGAUUAUGUUGAUUACGUUAGAGGAAAAUUCCGAGACUUUGACAUUGUGAACUUUAGGCAAUGGAGAGUAUGUAAGAGGGUAGAAUAUGUGAAUAUCCGUGGUCAUCAGUGCAGUGAUUGUGACAUGCCGUGGUGGCAAGAUUUGCAAUCAUCCCUUCAUACAGACAGCAGCUAUAAAACUUGUGGUUUUGACCCAACACAGGGCGCAGUUUCUUCAGAAGAUAAUUUUGGUUAUUAUUCCACAGUUAAUCCAAAUUUCCGUUGCACGGCUGACGCAAGCGCCACAACAAACUGGUGGUUCGGCGGUGAUGUCGUGUAAAACAUUGUCAAAUCAUGCCUGGGAUUUUA
Dendronephthya gigantea is the source of this 974-nucleotide messenger RNA. RefSeq lists its product as uncharacterized. Bases 1 to 945 code for a protein of 314 amino acids. The transcript is spliced from 3 exons. NCBI's taxonomy places the organism in Eukaryota, Metazoa, Cnidaria, Anthozoa, Malacalcyonacea, Nephtheidae. The record is from RefSeq and is a predicted model, not a curated record.